AUGUCCAAAAGGGUGGAUAUCUGGAAGAACUGGUAUUAUCAGUCAGGAGACUUCAUCUAUGGAGGCAUUCUUUUCCAGACAACUUUCCUUUCCAGUCCGUACAACUUCAGCCAAAAUCCUCCUGGGCCACUACCUGAACUAAUACUGACUGAGAACUACCAGCACAUCCUGGCUUUGGCAUUUGCUGUCAAGGAGAUAAAUGAAAAUCCUCAGAUGUUACCAAAUAUUACACUUGGAUUCAAUAUUUAUGACAGCUAUAUGACUCCAGCGUGUAUCUAUCGUGCUGCUAUACAGUUUAUUUCUCCAAACAACAGUCUUCUCCCAAAUUACAAGUGUAGCACCCAGGAUAAUCUACUGGCAGUCAUUGAGGAAUUGACGUCUGACCUCUUCUAUGAGAUACCAAAUGUUUUGGGGAUCUACAAGAUUCCAGAGCUCCUUUAUGGCUAUGCUACACUGAUAGCAGAGAACAGCAAACCCCUUUCCUUCUAUCAGAUGGUUCCAAAUGGAGUCCAUCAAUACAGGGGGAUUCUUCAAUUACUUCAGCAUUUCACAUGGAGUUGGGUUGGAUUAAUUACUGCAAAUGGGAUGGAUUUGGAAUGGUUCAUGAAGAACAUGCUUUCAGAAUUUUCCAAGAGUGGCAUCUGUUUUGCUGUCAUAGAAUCAUUCACCAGUUUAUAUUAUGAUGCCAACAAAGGAGCUUAUUUUACAUCUGCAAUGGUAUUGUAUGAUAAAAUCAUGAACAACAAAGCCAAUGUGUUAGUCUUUUAUGGAGACACAGAAUCGAUGACAACACUGAGAUGGAUGCUAUGUACAGGAAUUAAAGGCACAAAACAAAAAUCACAAGGCAAAGUUUGGAUUCUGACAGUUGGGAUGGAGUUAAAAUCCUUCAGUCAAGUGAGCUGCGAUGUACAACAUUUCCAUGGUUCUAUGUCAUUUACACUUCACUCAAAUGAACUUCCAGGAUUCCAAGAAUUUCUCAAGAACAGAAACCCUUCCAGCACUAAAGGAGAUGGUUUUAUCAAGGACUUCUGGACUCGGGCAUUUGGUUGUACAUUCCAGGAUUCUGCUGUGGACAAUGUGAGCGGGGAUACCUGCAGUGGAGAGGAGAAGCUGGAGAACCUUCCUGGGCAUGUCUUUCCAAUGACCACAACAGGCUGCAGCUACAGCAUUUAUAAUGCUGUCUAUGCUGUGGCUCACAUUUUACAUAUCUUUUGUUCACAAACCUUCAGAAGCAGGGCCAUCAUGAAGGGGGAGAGAAAGAAGCUUUAUAAUCAGCAGCCAUGGCAGUUCCACCACGUGCUGAAAUUAGUCUCAUUCAACAACAGUGCUGGGGAAAAAGUGUUCUUUGACCAGAAUGGAGAGCUAGUUCAAAGAUUUGACAUUAUGAAUUGGGUCACAUUUCCAAACCAAUCAUUCACUGGAAUUAAAGUUGGAAGGGUAGUUCCCCAGGCGCCUCCAGAUGAAACAUUCACCGUUAAUGAGGAUGUCAUAGUAUGGCACAGCUGGUUUAACCAGGCUCAGCCCAUUUCUGUGUGUAAUGCCAACUGCCAACCUGGUUAUAGGAAGAAAAAGAAAGAGGGUAACCCUUUUUGCUGCUUUGAUUGCACUCCAUGUCCAAAAGGGUGGAUAUCUACCCAUACAGACUUGGUUGACUGUUUCAAAUGCCCAGAUGAUCAAUAUGCAAACAAGGAGCAAAAUUUAUGCAUUCCAAAGAUUAUAAGUUUCUUGUCUUAUGAAGAACCUUUGGGUAUCAGUUUAGCCAUUAGUGCACUUUCAUUUUCUUUGAUCACAGCUCUGAUGAUAAGAUUUUUUGUGAAAAAUUGGGACACUCCCAUAGUCAAAGCCAACAACCGGGACCUUACCUACACUUUGCUCAUAUCUCUCCUCCUUUGUUUCCUAUGUGCAUUACUAUUCAUUGGUCAACCAGCAAAACUGACAUGUGUCCUCCGCCAAACUACCUUUGGCAUUGUCUUUACAAUGGCCGUUUCUUCUGUAUUGGCAAAAACCAUCACUGUGGUUGUAGCUUUCAUGGCCACACAGCCAGGAUCCAGGAUCAAGAAAUGGGUGGGGAAAGGACUAGCCAGCUCCAUUGUUCUUUCUUGCUCCAUUCUUCAAGCUGGCAUUUGCCUUGUGUGGCUGGCAACCUCUUCCCCAUUCCCAGAUACUGAUACACAUUCAAUGACUGAAGAAAUUGUCCUGCAGUGUAAUGAGUCAUCCCCAAUAAUGUUAUACUGUGUCCUGGGCUACAUGGGCUUGCUGGCCUUUCUCAGCUUUGCUGUGGCUUUUGUUGCCCGGAAGUUGCCAGACAUUUUCAAUGAAGCCAAGUUUAUCACUUUCAGCAUGUUGGUGUUUUGUAGUGUGUGGUUGUCUUUUGUUCCAGCCUACUUGAGCACCAAAGGAAAAUACAUGGUAGCUGUGGAGAUCUUCUCUAUCUUAUCCUCCAGUGCUGGGUUGUUGAGCUGCAUCUUUUUCCCCAAAUGCUACAUUAUCUUGUUGAAACCUGAGCUGAACAAAAGGGAGCAUUUAAUUGGGAAAGGAAAACACUGA
Molecule: messenger RNA, 2547 nt
Organism: Rhineura floridana
Lineage: Eukaryota; Metazoa; Chordata; Lepidosauria; Squamata; Rhineuridae
Product: vomeronasal type-2 receptor 26-like
Exons: 8
Coding region: 1-2547 (848 amino acids)
Biological process (GO): G protein-coupled receptor signaling pathway
Cellular component (GO): membrane
Molecular function (GO): G protein-coupled receptor activity
Source: RefSeq, a predicted model, not a curated record